Messenger RNA from Fraxinus pennsylvanica, 1053 nucleotides. The record is from the annotation of a GenBank genome assembly. NCBI's taxonomy places the organism in Eukaryota, Viridiplantae, Streptophyta, Magnoliopsida, Lamiales, Oleaceae.
AUGAUGUGGAUUAUGAGAUUCUCUGGGUUUUUCUCAGCAGCAAUGAUGAUGAUUGUACUCUCUCCUUCUCUGCAAUCCUUUCCUUCGAUUGAAUCCUCCCUUAAAUUCUCCUUUCGAAAGGCUCCAGCAUUUCACAAUGCCGAUCAAUGUAAUUACCCAACAUUUGGAAAAUCAGGCGUUUGCGAUCCCUCUCUUAUACAUGUUGCGAUUACCCUCGACGUUGAAUACUUACGGGGUUCGAUCGCUGCAGUUCAUUCAAUUCUGCAGCAUUCAAAAUGUCCAGAAAAUGUCUUCUUUCAUUUUCUUGUUUCAGAGACCACUCUCGAAACUCUAGUCCGAUCCACCUUCCCCGAAUUGAAAUUCAAAUCCUAUUAUUUCGAUCCGGAAAAAGUUCGCGGAUUGAUCUCCAGUUCUGUUAGACAAGAACUAGAACAGCCAUUGAAUUACGCGAGAAAUUACUUGGCGGAUCUUUUGGAGCCUUGUGUCAGGCGGGUGAUUUACUUGGAUUCGGAUCUUGUACUGGUCGAUGAUAUUUUGAAGCUUUGGAGUACAAGCUUGGGGAAGAAGACCAUCGGAGCACCCGAAUAUUGCCACACAAACUUCACCAAAUACUUCACCGGCUAUUUCUGGUCCGAGCCACGAUUUUCCGGCGUGUUUUCGCUGCGGAACACCUGUUAUUUCAACACCGGAGUAAUGGUUAUAGAUCUCAAUAAAUGGCGGCGCUUCGGAUACACGCGGCGGAUAGAGAAGUGGAUGGAGAUACAGAAGACAAGCCCAAGCCGAAUUUACGAGCUCGGCUCGCUGCCACCGUUCUUGCUGGUUUUUGCUGGACACGUGGCGCCAAUCGAGCACCGUUGGAAUCAACAUGGCUUGGGAGGCGAUAAUGUGAGAGGAAGUUGCCGUGACCUACAUACCGGUCCUGUGAGUCUGCUACAUUGGAGCGGUUCCGGCAAGCCGUGGCUCCGGCUCGACUCCAAGCAGCCGUGUCCCCUAGACUCAUUGUGGUCCCCUUACGAUUUGUAUGAACACAGCUCCCAUUUUUUUCUUCUGUGA